Molecule: messenger RNA, 1491 nt
Organism: Bolinopsis microptera
Lineage: Eukaryota; Metazoa; Ctenophora; Tentaculata; Lobata; Bolinopsidae
Exons: 3
Coding region: 82-1491 (469 amino acids)
Source: RefSeq, a predicted model, not a curated record
GGUUGUUCAAUAUUGCUGUAUUUCAUAUUGUUCUCGAGCUGAACCAGUGAGAUUGUGAGAAAACGCUUACGGAGUGAGAAUAUGACUAAAACACGCAUCUUCCUCCUGUCUGUUACACUUGUACUGUGUUUCCACUACUUAUUCUACUAUGGUAUUGGAUUACAGUGGUUUCGGGAUUUCCUUAUAUGGGAAGAUGCAUACACAUGGUCAGGAUCAAAUUUAGUGGAGAUAGUGGUUAUAUCGGUCCAUCUCCUCUCAGCUUUUCUCCUGUUGGCUGUUGGCUACGUUGAUGAGGGACCUGAGAUACUUCAUACCCCUACUGAGAGACCAUUUGGGAGGAGGACCAAAAAGGUCGAAGCUGAGAACGUUAGGCCAUUUUUUGAAAAUUAUUCUCCGAAUUUGGCAGUUAAAAUAAAAAGUGUUGCAGUGUGCAGAACUCCCCUAUCUGGUCCAUUUAGCGGUUCCAUUUUGCAGCAACAAGACCUUUCUGUGGAUUUCCAUGCUUCUGUAACUAUGGUAUCUAGUGAUGGGUUGUGUUGGGCUGUUGAUAAGAUGGCAGACGGAUUAUGGGUGAGUUGUGGUGAAAGUAUUGACUCUGUGAUUUACUUUGACGGAGUAAAACGCCCAGAACCUGUAAUAAGACUAAUUAUGGACGAGUCAACUUCUUCACUUGGUGAUGUGGUUGGCUGGCUGGAACACAAAUUGCCGAAAAAUACAUACUAUCCUUAUGAAAGCAACUGCCAACACUUUGCUAAAGAAAUCUUUGAUAAGUUUGCAGAGAAGAAAAGUUGGAAGUUGGAUACCAUCACUGAUGUAAGAAGACUAAUUGGGUGGAGGACUAAAAAGGUCGAAGCUGAGAACGUUAGGCAAUUUUUUGAAAAUUGUUCUCAGAAUUUGGAUGUUAACCUAGAACGUGUUGCAGUCUGCAGCACUCCCUUAACUGGUCCAUUUAGCAGUUCUACACAAGGUUUCUGCGAUUACUUGCAGCAACAAUACCUUUCUUUCGACUACCAUGCUUUUGUAAUUGCGGAAUCUAUUGAUGGGAUGUGCUGGGCUGUUGAUAAGAUGACAGACGGAAUAUACGUGAGUUGUAGUAAAAGUCGUGACUCUGUUGUGUUUUACUUUAACGGAGUAAAACGCCCAGAACCUGUAAAAAGACUAAUUAUGGACAAGUCAACUUCUUCACUUGGUGAUGUGGUUGGUUGGCUGGAACGCAAAUUGCCGAAAAAUACAUACAAUCCUCUUGAAAGCCAGUGCCAACACUUUGCUAAAGAAUUCUUUGAUAAGUUUGCAAAGGUAGAAAGUUGGAAGUUCGAUACCAUCAUUGACUGGACAAGCCCAUUGAAAUACCUUAGUAAAGUUGGGUUCGAUGGACUACUGCGGUUGCUAGGCGUUGUAAUUGUUUACUACGAUGUAUAUCUUCUGUUCAAGGAGAGCACAGAGGAUGAGGUAAACCACUACCAGUAUAUAGGGUAUCCAGUGAUUCUUUAA